Molecule: messenger RNA, 936 nt
Organism: Vicia villosa (hairy vetch)
Lineage: Eukaryota; Viridiplantae; Streptophyta; Magnoliopsida; Fabales; Fabaceae
Product: glycine-rich RNA-binding protein 4, mitochondrial
Exons: 4
Coding region: 118-615 (165 amino acids)
Molecular function (GO): RNA binding
Source: RefSeq, a predicted model, not a curated record
GCCUAUGCCAACUAAAACACGUCAAAAUAAGUGAAACCAUUUAAAUGAUUAUAGAAAUUAUCUUUCACACUGUUCUACAUAGAAAAGAAACCAAAUUAUGAAUAAGUGAGAAGAGAAAUGUCCAGAACCUGGAUGAGAGGAGCGAGGUUGCUAUCAUCGUUCUCGCGCUGCCGGAAAUUGAUCAUUCAUACGAUCAACUAUUCUCCCUCGUUUCGUUCUACAACCAUUUUCACAAACCACCUGCAUCCUUCUCACUCUCAACGCCGACUCUUCAACUCUUCAACUUCUUCACCAUCAUUAAAACCUUCUUCUAACAAGCUCUUCGUAGGAGGUCUAUCAUGGUCCGUAGAUGAAAAAUCCCUCAAAGACGCUUUCUCUUCCUUCGGAGAAGUCACCGAAGUGAGGAUAGUGUAUGAUAAAGACAGUGGUAGGGCUAGAGGCUUUGGAUUUGUUAUCUUUUCAAACGAAGAUGAUGCAAAAUCAGCAAAAGAUGCAAUGGACGGAAAGGCACUGUUAGGUAGACCCUUGAGGAUAAAUUUUGCUCUCGAAAAGGCUCGUGGUGUACCUGUUGUAGUUCCUCGGUUUUCAGAUAUUCGAAACUUAAACCGACGCUGAAUUGAAUUGGCCUUGUGGAAUAUAUUUUUGUGACCAAACCGGUAUCAAUUUGCCUGAAUGCUGCUUUGAAAUCUACUUGUGAAAAGUCUGAAUCAAAAUCUGCCGGCAGUGAAAGCCUUCGAGAUUGCAGUAAUUCCUUUGGCAUUCCCGAAACAGCAGUUACGUCUUCCCAAUGUUCAUGUACACUAAAAAGUGUAAAAUACUGUGAUGGUUCUUAUAUAGCAUCUCUAUCCUUUGUAUAAUAAUUAUCAAAACAAGUAACUUAUUUUCAUCACAUUGAUGCCUAAUUUAUAUAAAUGCUUACCCUUCUGAUUUGGCUCC